AUGAUGAGGCAUUGGCAAGCUCCCUCCUGUCUCCUCGUGCUCCUCUUCGUCCUCGUCUCCUCCGAGGCUUCCACUCUAGAGGACACAUGCAAGUCCGUCGGCGCAAGCAAGAAGGACAUCGGCUACGACUACUGCAUCAAGUUCUUCCAGGGCGACAGCGCCAGCGCCACCGCGGACAGGCACGGCCUCGUCGUCAUCGCCACUAAGAUCACCCGAGGAGAGGCCGCGAACACCCGCAAGCGCAUCGAUGCCCUCAAGGCCUCGGUGACGGACAAGAAGGUCAGCGGGCGCCUCUCCGACUGCCGGAUGCACUACACGGCGGCGCUGAAAUGGCUCGAAGCCGCCGCGGAGGGCGUCAAGUCGGGUAAUUUGCAGGACGCGAAGACGAACCUCACGGCCGUGAUAUUGGGCACGGACACCUGCGAGGAAAGGUUCCGCGAGCUGGGCGUCGUGUCGCCGCUGGCCGCCGAGGACGCUGAGUUCUCCAAGGGCUGCUCCAUCGCGCUCGCCAUAACCACCAUGUUGUAG
Triticum turgidum subsp. durum (durum wheat) is the source of this 528-nucleotide messenger RNA. The record is from the annotation of a GenBank genome assembly. Lineage: Eukaryota; Viridiplantae; Streptophyta; Magnoliopsida; Poales; Poaceae.